Plasmodium knowlesi strain H is the source of this 2688-nucleotide messenger RNA. RefSeq names its product conserved Plasmodium protein, unknown function. The transcript has a single exon. The record is from RefSeq and is a predicted model, not a curated record. Lineage: Eukaryota; Apicomplexa; Aconoidasida; Haemosporida; Plasmodiidae. The coding region runs from base 1 to 2688 and encodes 895 amino acids.
AUGAUACAUUUGCGAGACGCAUUGCGAAGGGGAGGCGCCAUAAAAUACAUGAGCAAUGUCGGAAGUAAGCAGAGAGUAUGGGAGAAAGGUCUGAACAAAUUCCCCUCCCUAGGCAACAGAAAAUUGCACAGUAAAAAUUCACCAAAUGAACAAGCACGAGAAGAUAACAACACUGAUAACCUUAUCGAUGAGGGAAAAAAAAGAAAUUAUAAUUUCUUCAAAAGUUUCUUUGUGGCAACAUUUUUCUGUUACUGUUCCUACGAGUUUUUACACAUUAUACGGGAUCAUGAACUGGUGAAGGAAAAAAUAAAACAUGUUGCAGAAUUGUCUAACCUUAUAGACUUAAAAAUAAUACCUCUCCUAAUGUUCUUGAAUGGAAUAGUUGACAAGCUAAAGGGGUACCUACUGAUCAUUGUAAAAAAUGGCAAUUAUUAUGUGCUUCAAUUUUGCCGCCCAUUAAAAGGGUUUAUCUCGAAGCGUGAUGAGAAUUGUAGCAUUUUUGUCGGUCCCGUUGAGAAGCGAGAUUUGUCCGAACCGUUUUCUUCGCUCAGGGGGGAGGACGGAGUAGAUGUUUCUGCUGAAGAUGGUGAUAGCGAAGCAGGUACCAUUGCCACUGCUCCUACCGCAAUAUCCCCCGAAGAUAAUUUUAAAGACAUUCAUAUUACGGAGAACUCCCCUAGUGAACUACACUCACUUAUCAGCUCUGAUGAGGGGGUGCAAGGGGAUAAUGUCAUGCCGGAAAAUGGAACCCAUUAUAAGGGUCUCUCCACACAAGGGGCACAGGAGAUAGAAGAUACGAAUCCAGUUAUGGAGAAUUCCUUUAAUGGCAACUUAUGGGAGCAUUCCUCAAAUGAUAACAUAGGAGUUGUCAUCAAUCCACUUAAUAAAGUAAACUCACCUGAUGAGGAUGAAGAGAAGGAUGUGCUUAAUUUAUAUGAUGAGGAUCUGAACAACCAUUUCCCCAUCGAUGGAUACGACGAUAUGAGCACGGGGAAAGCUACGAUUGGGAAUACACCCACUGGUGAAGUGACUACUCAUGGUGAAGGCGAAAGCGGUGGCACGGAAGAAAUGUUUCUACCUAGAGAAGUUGAAGAAGCAGAGAGGGGAACACAUGGGCAUCACAAUUUGGAUGGAUAUAUUUGUGAAGAUGGCGGGGAUGGUAACACUGAUGUGCCACUAAUGAAUGAUUCUCAGCAACCCCCCCUAGCUAGCAGUGUCGAGGAGAGCCCCAAAUUAUUCUCAGAUGGAAUGUUAACUGUAACGGAAGGGAUGCACAAUGAGGAGAGCUACACUAAUGUGCAUAGACAAAACGCGGAAACCUUAAUGGAGGGGGAAGAGCUGUGUAGUGGUGGGAAGGAAAAGGAUGGAAGCACAGAGAAAGUAAUUACAGACGAGAUGAAUGCGGACAUUUCACCGCACAGUGAUUCCGAUCACGUCGAAAAGGAACAAACAACUGAGGGAUCCGAUUUAAGGGCAGGGACAAAGGGGAGUGAUCCUCGUGAGGAUCAAUACACUCUUAACGAACCACAGAGUGACCCCCAAAGUGGCACACACACUAAAGCAUUAAUAAGAGAAAGGCAGCUGGAAAUCCCAAUGAAUGAUAAGGGGGUUAAAGGAAUUGUAAAAAGUGAAGUCCAAAAAUUUGAAGGAGAAAUUAAAGAGCUGUCUAAGGAGGAGCUAAAGGAUAAAAUAAUCACCAUGUUCCUAAACGAGUUGUUAACGAGAAAAUACAAAGACAUAUUGAUGGAGGAAGAAAAGGAAACACUGAAAAAAGUUCUGACAGUUAAGUAUAAUGAUAUAUAUUUGAGAGAAAAAAAAAAAAUGGAAAAAAAACUACAGAAAUCUGUUAAGAAGAAACUAAGGAAAGCGGAAAUGCUACUAAAAAAGAGUUACGAAAGCGAAAAGGAAAUAUUAUCACGUCUAAUGAGAAAUCAAAAAAAGGAAGAGGUGAAAAUGGAAAGGAAUAAAAUAGAAGAUGAAUUAAAUAGGGUAAGGGAAAACUACCUGAGCAAAAUAAAUUCCUAUGCAUGUGAUGUUGAUGCUAUAAAGGACAACCACUUUAGAGAGAAAGUCAAAAUGGAGAAACUAGAAACUAUAAAUGAUAUUCAAAAUAAACUGGUCCAUUUGCAGAACUGUAUUAUUCAAGAUUUAUCCAUUGAAUCUAUUUUAACAGAUUUGAAAAUAAAUUUUAAAAAAGAUCCUUUCCUAGACACCGUAUUCGCUACUUUGCCGGAUAACUUUUUUUCCCAUAUGUUCAAACCGACACCGAACAAUAUAGAAAAAAUAAAAAAAGAAUUUUACCUUUUAUACAAAGAAGGAGUAAAAGAAGCUUUCAUACAACAUAAUGAGAAUUACUUGUUAAAAAAAAUAAUAGGUACUGUUGCUCCCUAUUUUUACUUAAAUUAUGAGGCGAAAAUUAGCAUGAUUUUACAUAGGGCAUUGAAAAAUGAUUCUGCUUUAAAAUCUAAUUUGCUACAUUUAUCUUACGCUUUAAGUAGCGUGCAACAGAACCAGUUUGUAGAUGCUCUUCGCUAUAUUGAUGAGCUGAGCGGCAGCUGCAGAAAUAUGUUUUCCCCCUUCAGCGAACACGUCAAAAAUGUGGUUCUCUUUAGAUACUACUUGCGCUUAGCUGUGUCUAGGCUGAUGUUGGUUGGCAAGACUCUGCGCUUGGCGGAACAGACCACGUGA